UGUGGUACCAGAUACAUUGUGCAGGACUCUGCUCUGUGGCACCAUACCAGGUAUUCAUCUUUCUUUCACCAUUCUGAUACUUACUAUUCCUCCUCCAGAGGCUGCUGUCCCCCUGGCUGGUCCCCUGGCUGGUCCCCUAGCUGGUCGGCUCAGAGGCCCAGGCAAACAGAGCUCCAUGGCCAUCUACAAAGACAGAUCUGAUGUCCAUGCCCCCUGGGACCCCUCCGAUCCUGGGAGGGCCAUGGUCAGAGGCAGCCUACCCCUGGAGCUCAGAGAGUGGCAGCAGCAGACAGGCAGAUCCCAGGGCACCUUGAUCUUGGGUCCCGAUGGUGAGGUCAUACAGAUGUCCCCGUGGGACCCUAAUAAUAUGUCUGCCACUGAGGACCAGCCCGCCCUUACCUCUGCUCUGGACCAGGUCACACCAGACCAUGCUCUCCAGGUCCUAACCUCAGAGGGGGAGCUACCCUGGGUCCUACUGAUGCAAACAGAGCCUAGAACCACAGGGGAAGCCAGUAAUCCCGAAGGACCCCCAACCAACAUGGAACAAUGUGAAUUAGUCCAAACGGUAGGAUCUGAUGGACAAACUGUCCUGUCUGGUGGCCAGAGACACAGACAUGGACCUGAAUCUUCCAGGAACAGAACUACAGGGAAACAGCUGCACCCAGACACUCAGAGACCUGGAGGAAGCGAUAAACACAUGGCUGCUGUCAGCUACAACAGCAGGACAGUGGAGAUACCGAGACAGGAGGAAGGGAAGGAGGUGAGGAGGGAGGAAGCUGAGGAGAAGUCUACAACAAGGAAGAGGAGCCAGGAUCGGGAAAAGCCAGGUCCACAGAGGAGUGGGGUAUCCUCCUUACCUACCACAGAAGAAGAAGAGACCCAAAACAUCAACCCCCACAAACCUUCACAGCCCAUCCCCACAGGCCACUCUACAGAAUGGGCCUUCUCUCAGAACAGAAGUCCCAAACACUCAGAGGGACCCCUUACACCCAGUGGCAAGAAAGGAGGCCAUUCUAAGAAAACAAACGUGACAGUAGAUGAGCAGAAUCCACAGCAGGCAGAGGGACAGACAGAGGAAACAGGGGAACAAGCCAGCAGAGAGAAGCUGGAGGACACAUUGAAUAAAGAGGUGGGAUCCCAGGACUCUCCUACCGUACAGAAAAUGAAAAAGAGAAAAGUGAAUGAAGGGCAGGAGCAGAACCAGGAAGUCCUCUCCAAGGAGGCGGGGAAGGUCUUGAGGAAGAAGAAAAAGGACCGGGUCAAAGAUCAAGCUGAGUUUGUUGUCGGAAAACCUAAAGGCCACGUGGACGUGGAGAGGACGAAGAAGACCAAAGAGACUAAAGGCCACGUGGACGUGGAGAGGACGAAGAAGACCAAAGAGACUAAAGGCCACGUGGACGUGGAGAGGACGAAGAAGACCAAAGAGACUAAAGGCUUAUCUGAGACGUCUCCAUCUGCUCUGAGUCCUGAUGGAGAUGUGAAGGACACCGAAGACGAUAGUGCUGCACUAAACACACAUGAAGAAGAACAUAGUGACCUCGUCCAAUCCCCGAGAUCCAAUCACAGCUCUGGGUUGGUUUUAUCCAAUCACAGCACUGUAAACAGGAGCUCCUCAUCCAAUGGGCAGUCAGGUCAGAGUUCACACAGAUCUAACUCCUGUGAGGACGAGGUUUUACCGUGCGGACAACGACGGUCCUCUCAUGACCAACUGUCAUCCUGCUCGGUUGUCAUGACAGCAGAAACACAACCAUUAAAUCUGGUCAUAUCUGACGCCAGCAUCAGUACUGACAAGAACAGAGGAGAGGCAGCAGCCCAUAUGGAGCAACAGAAGCAUGUGUUGGCUGAGAAGGCAGAGCGUCGCCGACUAGAGGUGGAGAGGAAGAGGAAGGAGAGAGAGGAGGAGAGGAGGAGGCAGCAGGAGCGGGAGGAAAGAGAGGAGUGCAUGAGGCUGGAGCUGGAAGAGGAGCAGAAUCAGAGAGCCGAGGAACUCAGGCUGAGGAGACUGGCUGAGGAGGAAGAGAGACAAAGGUUAGAGGAGAAGGAGACUGAGAGGAGAAGAAGGGAGCAGGCGGAGAAAGAGAGGGAGUGGAGGAAGAAGGAGCAGAAGAGACGACAGUUGGAGAUGAUUCAGAAGAUCAGACAGGAGGAGGAGGAACGCAGGGCAGCUGAGUUGGAGCUGCAGCGACUAGAGGAGGCGAUGAGUAAGGAAGAGGAGAGGAGGAGGCUGGCAGCGAUGGAGGACCAUGAGAAGAGGGAGUACCUGCAGAAACAGAAGGAGGAGGAAGAGGAGAGGAAGAAGGCAGUGGAGGAGAGAAAAAGCAGAGAGGAGGAGGCAGCGCAGUGGGCAAAAGAAGAGGCGCGACUACAAGCUGAACUGUUUGCCAGGCAGAGGGCUUUACUAGAGCAGCAGCUGCAGUUCAGACGAGGCCUGCUGACGGAGGCCGGGGCUUUGGGACAGACUCAGGACAUCUCCCGAGCCUGGGUCUACUCUUACUUCCAGCUCAUACAACUACUGGGACUGGCUGAGGUCCCCACAGCACAGGAAGACUCACCCAAAGACAUGUCCUAGAAUGUUUGAUGGGGUUUGGUGAGAAAGUAAAGGAUUGUCGUUCAAUGAAACGUCUCAUUCAAGGACAUGUGACAGGAAGUAGGACCCCUACUGAUAGUAAUAACAAUAAGUGUUUACAAUAUCAUAACAAACAAAAAAACGCAGCAAUUUUUUUUUAAAAACCACAAUAAAAAUGAGGUUGAAAAAGCU
Molecule: messenger RNA, 2758 nt
Organism: Oncorhynchus nerka (sockeye salmon)
Lineage: Eukaryota; Metazoa; Chordata; Actinopteri; Salmoniformes; Salmonidae
Exons: 15
Coding region: 176-2569 (797 amino acids)
Source: RefSeq, a predicted model, not a curated record